Messenger RNA from Mesorhabditis spiculigera, 2235 nucleotides. The record is from the annotation of a GenBank genome assembly. Lineage: Eukaryota; Metazoa; Nematoda; Chromadorea; Rhabditida; Rhabditidae.
AUGCUGAAGUUACUUGUGUUCGUUUCGCUAGUUUAUGUGGCUUAUAGUUGCAAGUGCCAAACACAGACUACCAAAGAGGCCUACUGCCGGGCAGAAUGGGUUUCGCAUCUAAAAGUGAAAGUCCGCGUCUCAAAGCAGCCACUACCAGCCGGAAGUACCCGAAAGGGACUGAAUAAUCUCAAGUAUGGCGUCGAGCAUGUUCACGUUUACAAGAAACCAGCAAACAUGAGCCAGCUUCCCGACGAAAUCUUCACCCCAUCCGAAUCACCCGCUUGCGGACUAAUUAUCGAAGCCGGCACCGAAUAUUUGCUCGCCGGAUCAUUUAACGGCGGUAGUUUAUACACCGUACUCUGUGGACAGGUGCUGCCCGAUAACCGGUCGGAGGACCAGUUUGAGAAUGUGCUCCAGUGGAAGAAGGUGCCCGCCGAUUUUGACAAGACUCUCCAGGCCAUUAAAAUGCGCGAGCAGCACAAAGCACCCACAUUCACGAAAUACUCCCGGAUAUUGCCCGGGGAUGAACAGAUUCAUGAGAAUAUUUUGGUCAAUGCCCCAAUUGCCGGCCCUCCGUGCGCUACCGUAACUACGGUUUGGGAAAAUCUGAAGCGAACGGUUGCCCUGAACCCAGAUGCCGAUUUUCUUGGCGACCAAACUCGCGGGGAAUACGUUUUUAAGACAUAUUCAGAGGUGAUGAAACUGGCUACUGUAUCUGGGGCAGCGACGAAUUAUCUUGGGAUUCAACAUGGAGCGCGCGCAGGUCUUGCUGGAAUCCACACAACAAAUUAUGAGAUUGCGAUGUGGGGCUUGGUCUCGCAGGGAAUUUCCCUGGUCCCACUUUAUCAUAAUUCAAAGGACGAUGUCAUUUGCGAAAUCAUCGGCUCGUGCAACCUGGAGCUGAUAUUCUGCGAUAGCUUGGAGCGAUUAAAGGAUUUUGCCACAAAGAAGGCCGAGGGCAAGAUCGAUUCCGUUAAGACAUUAAUCCUGUUAAACGGCGCUUUAAGUGAGGAGAACAACAACGCUGCUGAGGAACUAAAGAUCCUCGAUUUUGAACAAUUCCUGAAGCUUGGCAGAGAAAAUUACGUAGAGCCAAACCCGCCAAACACCAAUGACGUUUAUAUCAUCUGUCAUACUUCUGGAACCACAGGCCGUCCGAAAGGGGUCCAACUCACGCAUCAGAAUUUGCUUGCAGCAAUGGCGGGGCUUUAUACACAAUGGUGCAUGCCGCCCCAUCAUUUCACGUUCAGUACAAAAGACACCUAUUUCUCGUUCUUAUCCCUGGCCCAUAUUUACGAACAUUUAAUGCAGUCAUUUAUGAUCUACGUUGGUGGGCGUGUCGGGAUAUACCGGGGAGAUGCAAAGCUGCUAAUUUUGGAUAUCCAAAAGUUACGCCCAACUAUGAUCAGCCUGGUUCCCAGGAUCCUCAACAAACUGUACGAUCAGAUUCAUUCCAACAUCGCUAAAGCUCCAUUCCUUGCCAAAAAAGAUUUUCGCUGCCGCGAAAAAGUCACGCCGGCUGUGCACGAUUUUACACGGAUUGCAUUUGGAUGUCCGCUUUUUGAGGGGUAUGGCCAAACGGAAUGUGGUGCCGCUGGUACGCUAAAUAUUCCGGGGGAUCUUACUGGUGGAACCCAUGUCGGAGCACCCGCCCCUUGGGCACAGGUGAAACUAAUUGACGUUCCGGAAAUGGGAUAUAUGGCCAGCGAAGAUCGUGGAGAGGGUUGGCUGCACACUGGGGAUAUCGGUGAAUGGCUCCCUGACGGCCGACUGCGCAUCGUCGAUAGGAAAAACGCCUUGUUCAAGCUGGCCCAAGGAGAUUUUGUGUCCGCUGAAGCUAUCGAAAAUAUUCUCGGCUUGAGCGCGCUGGUCAACCAGGUGUUUGUCACUGGCCUCAGCACAAGAUCGUUCUUGGUCGGAGUAGCUGUCGUCGAUCUUGAAGCAUUAAGGGCUGAGAUUAAGAAGAGCAAUGACAUCGAGGCACAGAAUGCUCUAGAAACCGAAGAUUCUGGUGAAUUUUUGCAAAAAGAACCGGUUCGCAGAUUCGUCACACACCAUCUUGCUCAAUUUGGUAAAUCCAAGGGAUUGCAGACGAUUGAGACAAUCCGGCGGGUCUUCUUAACAACUGAGGAGUUAACGGCCGAAUCUGGACUUCUCACACCAACCCUCAAAAUCCGACGUCAACCCUGCCGAGAAAAAUUUGCGGAACAGAUUCACGACAUGUACGAGGCUGAAAUGGAAUUG